This is a messenger RNA of Haplochromis burtoni (Burton's mouthbrooder), 894 nucleotides long. RefSeq names its product LYR motif containing 7 (gene lyrm7). Bases 93 to 407 code for a protein of 104 amino acids. Gene Ontology annotation, biological process: mitochondrial respiratory chain complex III assembly. NCBI's taxonomy places the organism in Eukaryota, Metazoa, Chordata, Actinopteri, Cichliformes, Cichlidae. The record is from RefSeq and is a predicted model, not a curated record. The transcript is spliced from 5 exons.
UACAAUCACAGCUUCAUUUCCAGCGUCGGCUCUGAUUGGGCUCUGACAUAUGUGACGUCUCCCUACAUCGGAAGUGAACACAAGAAGGCAACAUGGGCACUCGUUUGAAGGUUCUGGGCGUUUUUAAAACGCUACACAGGACCAGGAUGGCUGUGUUCAAAGAUGAUGACCGAGCACUGACAGCUGCACGAUUAAAGAUCAAUGAGGAGUUUCGGAAAAACAAAAAUGAAACGUCAGAAGAAAACAUCCAGAAGCUGAUUAAAAUGGGCUCAGACGUUGACAUCGUCCUUCGACAGAGUGUGGUGCAAAUGGAACACGUAGCAGAAGAUAAGCUGUUGCUUCGGCCCAGAAAUGACCUUCUGCUAGAAAACGUCCCCUAUUGUGACAAACCAAGGGAAAAGUCGUGACAAACCAUUUGAUAACUUCAUGAUCACCAGGAAAGAGACUAUAUAUCAUUUGUUGCCUUUUCAUUUUCAGUUUGGCUUUAUAGAAGGAACAUUAAAAAAAAUAAUAAAAUAUAAGAUCAUCUCAACACUUUUGAUUCAGCAAGGAUCUACUUCGUUCUGUUUCAAGGAAUCUGUGCUGGGAAAACUGGAUCGUGUCAUUUCGUGUACAGCAUGUUAUGAAAUGGAACUGAAACAUUAUCUGCUGGCUUCUUCAUAUGAUUGAAUCAAACAAGGGGAAAAUAUUAAUUUGCUGGUACUGUAAAAAAUGUUAACUGUUAUCUGAUUAACUACAAGUAUUUCCAGAGUGUCCCAGACUUAAUUUGCUGUUACAACCACAGACAACAAGAAUCAGCUCUGCUUUAAAGCCACAAAAAGAAUUAUCUUUGAAAACCUUUGUAAAAACCUCUGUGUGAAAUAUAUCUGUAAUAAAGGAUACCUAAAUUUAAAA